GCAGCAAAAACCGAACACAAGCAAAGGAAAAAAAAAUAAAAGGAAAAAAAAAACAUGAACUCUUCCCCCAAUCCUCCACAACCGCCUCCGCUCCCUCCUCCGCCUCAGUCCUCUACGUCCACCGCCUCCGCCGCAGAUGGCUCCGGCAAGAAAAUUAGGAAGCCUUACACCAUUACAAAGUCACGUGAAAGCUGGACCGAAGAGGAACACGACAAGUUCCUCGAAGCUCUUCAACUGUUUGAUCGAGACUGGAAAAAGAUUGAAGAUUUUGUCGGAUCAAAGACAGUUAUCCAGAUUCGAAGUCAUGCCCAGAAAUACUUUUUGAAGGUUCAAAAGAAUGGGACAAUGGCACAUGUGCCGCCUCCUCGUCCCAAGCGCAAAGCUGCCCACCCUUACCCUCAAAAGGCCUCUAAAAAUGUGCCAUUACAAGCAUCCAUGGGUUUUCCUUCUCCGACAAAUACCAUUCCACCCGGAUAUGGUCCCUGGGAUGAAGCUUCCAUGCUAGUUAACACUGCCUCAAGCAAAAUCAUGCCACCCCAAGAUGAAUUUACGAGUCUUCAAGGAGCGGAAGCUGAUAUUGGAUCAAAGGGCGUUGCAAGGAUUAGUAACAGUGGUGUUAGUGGCAUUGGAAGCUCUAGCAAUACAAUGCCAAAAUCCGAUCUGCCAAAUCAAGGGAAACAAGUAUCCAUGCUUCACGGUAUACCUGAUUUUGCUGAAGUUUAUAGCUUUAUUGGGAGUGUCUUUGAUCCUGACACCGGGGGCCAUGUGCAAAAACUCAAAGAGAUGGAUCCCAUAAAUUUUGAAACUGUUUUGUUGCUGAUGAGAAAUCUCACUGUUAACUUGUGUAGUCCAGAUUUUGAGCCAAUUAGGAAGGUCCUGUCCUCGUACGAUGUCAACAAAAACACGGUGGGAGUUACCAAAGGAAUUAUUCCCCAGAACCAAAUGAAUGAUAUAUUGUGUUAAGCUGUUUAGUAUGUAGGAUUUUCCGGCAAGUAUGUGCCUUUAAUAUUUUACUUCUGCCUGCGUGCUGCAACUGGAAUCGAAUUUCUGUUUUCUUUUGACUGCUACCUUAAUUAUAAAGUGCUAAUCAGAAUUGGGGCAGCAUGCGUUCAAUGUUUACUAGGUGAAGGAAUUGCAGCCAGCAGCCUAUAUAAAAUGUUGGAAAUGAUGAGUGGAAGAAAGGGUUUCCAGCACAGGCUUUCAAGCUCAUUGACUUCCAGCGAGAUCAAAACGGAAUGGUUGUGUCACGUAUUUUUACUUAUCAACCAGAUAAGCCGUGUACAUUCUUGUCUGUUUGGUUUAGUGGCCGUUGUUUACGUAGUUGCGCAAAGUAUGGUGUUAUUAUAGAAGUGGAAGUAGGAGAAUUUGAAGAUAUGUGUAAUAAGGAUCUUAAUUUUGCCCUUUGAAUGUAGCUAGAAGGACCCCCAUGACAAAACAUGAAAGAUUUCUUAUCGUAUUGGC
Molecule: messenger RNA, 1461 nt
Organism: Hibiscus syriacus
Lineage: Eukaryota; Viridiplantae; Streptophyta; Magnoliopsida; Malvales; Malvaceae
Product: protein REVEILLE 8-like
Exons: 8
Coding region: 55-963 (302 amino acids)
Molecular function (GO): DNA binding
Source: RefSeq, a predicted model, not a curated record